AUGUCCUCUACCACUACUCCCGUUGAGAAGUGGAAUUCCCGAUUUGCCGGGGCCGUCCCCCACAACACUGACUACUAUCUGAAGUGCCUGGCUGGCGGCGCUUUGGCCUGCGGCACGACCCAUACUAUGAUGACCCCUAUUGAUGUCGUUAAAGUGAACAUGCAAGUGAACCCUUCUAAGUACCGUGGCCUUUUGUCGGGUCUUGGGACUCUGACAGCCGAGGAGGGUAUCCGUUCCGGUGCCCUAAAGGGCGCUGCUCCCACAUGCAUUGGGUACAGUUUCCAGGGUAUGUUCAAGUUCGGUCUGAACGAAGUCUUCAAGGACCAGUACAACACUCUCGUUGGCGAGGAAAACUCCAUCAAGUAUCGUGGUCUCAUCUGGGCCGCUGCUGCUGCCAGCGCUGAGUUUUUCGCUGAU
Messenger RNA from Perkinsus marinus ATCC 50983, 417 nucleotides. RefSeq lists its product as hypothetical. Gene Ontology annotation, cellular component: mitochondrial inner membrane. Gene Ontology annotation, biological process: mitochondrial phosphate ion transmembrane transport. NCBI's taxonomy places the organism in Eukaryota, Perkinsozoa, Perkinsida, Perkinsidae. Gene Ontology annotation, molecular function: phosphate transmembrane transporter activity. The annotation marks the transcript as partial. The record is from RefSeq and is a predicted model, not a curated record. The transcript has a single exon.